AAUCGUCGAUUGCUACGCCAAUGCAGUGGUCAAGUUCGCCUCUAACGGAUCGCGACCAAGCGAUUAGUGGAAACAGAUACAAAUAAAUUAAAAAGAUUUAGUCAAAAGUCGUUGCGGUCGAUACACUCGGUAUAGAAGGCUGUUCCAAUAGAACGUGAACGGUUCGCGCGAUCAGUGAAAAUUGGACAGUUUGUUCGAAUUGUGCCACUGUGUUGAUGGUGGAUUUUUAGUUACCUUUGAUGUGAAAACUCCAGUCUCGAGUCUCGUAAAACUUAAACAACUGAAUUAUAACUCAUUAACCGAUGAGUUAUAACUCAUUAACUCAGAGAGAGAGCGGCAACAACUUAAUAGCGCAACUCAACACAGUGUUACCCAGGCGUAGGUCCAACCUACAAGAACCUGACCGAACACACCCAGUAAAUGCACUCGAAAAACCAUUAGCAAUCGACUAGAAGCCCGCGAUUAAAGGCGCCCCUGAAAUUCCUUUCCAGUCAAGAUAAGAACAGACAUUCAGUGAAUAAUCAACGAACACACUUUAAAAUAUCAACACUAAAGGCUGCAGAAGCCUGAAGAUGAUCCUGAGAAUAAUCCCCAUUUUGGCGCUUUUGCUGGGGCUCUGCCCCCUGCAUCCCUGGGCUAAGGACGCCAGUAUAGAAGAAGAAGAGUACGAGGCAAGAAACUUCCUCAUCCUGCUAAACAGACAAACGGAACGGGACGCCAAUAGGGCUUCGCUAGCCGAAUGGGCCUACGCCUCAAACCUAACGGAAGAAAACCUGAAUAACAAGCUUGCGGUGUCUUCAGAGGUGGCCAGAAAUGUAAAGGAGGCCUGGCAGCGGGUGAUCCAGUUCAACUGGCAGCGGUUUUCGGAUUACAGUCUGCGGCGCCAGUUCCAGAAGUAUUCGGUGCUGGGCGUGGCCGCUUUGCCCGAAGAAAAGUUCAAACAGCUGGAAACCAUCAUCAGCGACAUGCAGGCCAUAUACUCCAAGGCGAAAAUCUGCCCUAUCGGUCAGAAGCCUGAAGAUGGAGCCGAAUGCACUCUCAGCCUGGAACCGGAGCUGACACAGAUUCUGAGCACAUCAAGAGAUCCAGAGGAACUGAAGCACGUGUGGCUGGGCUGGCGGAAUGCAGUGGGAGCGAAGUGCCGCGGCUUAUACAAGCAAUAUGUGGAUCUUUCGAACGACGCGGCAAAACUUAACAACUUCACAGACACCUCCGAGUAUUGGCUGAAUGACUAUGAAGAUGCGAACUUCAAGGCUUCAGUGCAGAGCCUCUGGAAACAGUUGCAGCCGCUCUAUUUGCAAAUUCACGCCUACGUCCGCACGAAAUUGAGGCAAAAGUAUGGGGAUAUUGUGAGUGAACGGGGGCCGAUUCCCGUUCAUUUACUUGGAAACAUGUGGGGCCAGAGCUGGAACAACAUCGGCGAUCUGAUGCUGCCCUAUCCGGAUGUAAAGAAGGACAAUCUGACCGCCGAGCUUCUGAAGCAGAAUUACUCAGUCACGAAGAUCUUCCGGACAGCGGAGGCUUUCUUCAAGUCGAUCAACCUCACCGCGAUGCCCGAGAGUUUUUGGACGAACUCCAUCCUGGAAAAGCCUUCGGAUAGGGACAUUGUGUGCCAUGCGUCCGCUUGGGACUUUCAAGACGGCAAAGACUUCAGAAUCAAACAAUGCACCGAAGUAACGGAUGAGCAACUAAUCACCGCCCACCAUGAGAUGGGCCACGUGGAGUAUUUCCUGCAGUACAAAGAGCAGCCGCUGAAGUUCAGAGAGGGCGCAAACGACGGGUUCCAUGAGGCCAUCGGGGACUUGGUGGCGCUUUCCGUGCAGAGCACCAAACAUCUGAAGAAAAUCGGACUGUUGCCCGACACACCCGAGGAUCCGCGGCAGGUCCUCAACAAUCUCUUCAAUCUGGGACUGAGCAAGAUCACCUUCCUGCCCUUCGGGUACUUGAUGGAUCUGUGGAGGUGGGACGUAUUCUCGGGCAAAACCGCCCCCGAGGACUACAACUGCAAGUGGUGGGAGUUGCGGGAGAAGUACCAGGGAGUGGAACCGCCGCUGGAUAGGAGCGAGGAGGACUUUGAUCCGGGCGCCAAGUACCACAUUAUCAGCGAUGUUCCCUACUUGAGGUAUUUUAUCAGCUUUGUCAUCCAGUAUCAGUUCCACAGGGCGUUGUGCGAAAAAGCCGGCCAAUACGAUCCGAAUAACGCGGAAAAACCGUUGCAUCAGUGCGACAUUUAUCAAAGCACCACCGCAGGCAAUGUGCUAAAGCAAAUGCUGGCCAUGGGAUCGUCCAGGCCUUGGCCGGAGGCGCUUGAAGUGAUCACCGGACAGCGCACGAUGGACGGCACUGGAAUUCUGGACUUUUUCAAGCCUCUGCACAAGUGGCUGGAGACGGAGAACCAGAAAAACAACGCCACUAUCGGGUGGGAACCGUCGAAAAGAGUUUGUACUAGGACGCGGCAGGAGUUAGUGGGAAGCAGCACCGCAAGUGGGCCAGUACCGGAACCCUCCGCCAGCAUUGCAACUCUUUAAUUUAGGCCUUAGUUACUUGGUUCACCCUGUACUUAUUUUUUAGAAUAUUAUAUUGUGUAGUGUAUUGUGUGUUGAAA
Molecule: messenger RNA, 2605 nt
Organism: Dendroctonus ponderosae (mountain pine beetle)
Lineage: Eukaryota; Metazoa; Arthropoda; Insecta; Coleoptera; Curculionidae
Product: angiotensin-converting enzyme
Exons: 12
Coding region: 573-2528 (651 amino acids)
Biological process (GO): proteolysis
Cellular component (GO): plasma membrane
Molecular function (GO): metallopeptidase activity; peptidyl-dipeptidase activity
Source: RefSeq, a predicted model, not a curated record